Messenger RNA from Hibiscus syriacus, 1616 nucleotides. Its product is annotated as actin-7-like. NCBI's taxonomy places the organism in Eukaryota, Viridiplantae, Streptophyta, Magnoliopsida, Malvales, Malvaceae. Bases 221 to 1303 code for a protein of 360 amino acids. The transcript is spliced from 5 exons. The record is from RefSeq and is a predicted model, not a curated record.
CCCGUUUUAUUUCUUUCCUUCCACUCUACAUUUCCGUCUCUAACAGCAGCAGCAGCACUUCAGAGAAGAGAGAAAAGGGGAAAUAAAAGCAUCGUCGUUUUGCUUCUUCUGCUUCCCCCUCUCUCGUCCGAUCUCCUCCUUCGUUCUUUCGUUUAUUUCAGUAUCGUAAAAGAUAGACGGUGAGGAUAUUCAACCCCUCGUCUGUGACAAUGGAACCGGAAUGGUGAAGGCUGGUUUCGCUGGUGAUGAUGCUCCCAGGGCUGUUUUUCCCAGUAUUGUUGGUCGUCCCCGACACACUGGUGUUAUGGUUGGGAUGGGUCAAAAGGAUGCCUAUGUAGGAGAUGAGGCACAAUCUAAAAGAGGUAUCCUGACAUUGAAAUAUCCUAUUGAGCAUGGUAUUGUUAGCAAUUGGGACGAUAUGGAAAAGAUCUGGCAUCAUACUUUCUACAAUGAGCUCCGUGUUGCUCCCGAGGAGCACCCUGUACUUCUUACAGAGGCACCUCUCAACCCCAAGGCCAAUAGAGAAAAGAUGACCCAGAUCAUGUUUGAGACCUUCAAUGUACCCGCCAUGUAUAUUGCCAUCCAGGCCGUUCUCUCUUUGUAUGCUAGUGGUCGUACAACAGGUAUUGUGCUGGAUUCUGGUGAUGGUGUUUCUCACACUGUGCCAAUCUAUGAAGGAUAUGCUCUUCCGCAUGCCAUCCUCCGUCUUGAUCUUGCUGGUCGUGAUCUCACUGAUGCUUUGAUGAAGAUCCUUACCGAGAGAGGUUACAUGUUCACCACAACAGCCGAAAGGGAAAUUGUACGAGACAUGAAGGAGAAGCUUGCUUAUGUUGCCCUGGACUAUGAGCAGGAACUGGAGACUGCCAAGAGCAGCUCUUCUGUUGAGAAGAACUAUGAAUUGCCUGAUGGACAAGUCAUUACUAUCGGAGCUGAGAGAUUCCGUUGUCCUGAAGUCCUCUUCCAGCCAUCUUUCAUCGGGAUGGAAGCAGCUGGAAUCCAUGAAACCACCUACAACUCUAUCAUGAAGUGUGAUGUAGAUAUCAGGAAGGAUCUCUACGGUAACAUUGUGCUCAGUGGUGGUUCAACUAUGUUCCCUGGUAUUGCGGACCGUAUGAGCAAGGAGAUCACUGCCCUUGCUCCAAGCAGCAUGAAGAUUAAGGUUGUUGCACCACCAGAGAGAAAGUACAGUGUCUGGAUUGGAGGAUCUAUAUUGGCAUCACUCAGCACAUUCCAGCAGAUGUGGAUUUCCAAGGGUGAGUACGACGAAUCCGGCCCAUCCAUUGUCCACAGGAAGUGCUUCUAAGUUUUUAAGUGCUUUGAUGGUGGGUUACAGUUUUCAGUUAGUUUGCCUUUUUUGUGUUUCCGGAGUCAAAAGUUCAGUUUAUUUGGGGGAAGAUCUUUAUAGGAUGGUGUUCUUGAUUUUAGCCUUUUCAUUGUUGUGUCUUGAAACGUCCACUGGUGUCACCGCCGUUGAGGUGAUGGCUCUAUGGAGAUGGCGGUGGGCGGACAAUCGGCGUUUUAUUCAUUUCUUUCAGUGCUUCUUUCAACGAUGUUGCUUAAAAGGGUGUUUGUAUCUGGAAUCUGGAUUGUGCUUUUUUUUCUCUGCUCUUAUUUAA